Molecule: messenger RNA, 2128 nt
Organism: Osmerus eperlanus (European smelt)
Lineage: Eukaryota; Metazoa; Chordata; Actinopteri; Osmeriformes; Osmeridae
Gene: irg1l
Product: immunoresponsive gene 1, like
Exons: 6
Coding region: 244-1734 (496 amino acids)
Biological process (GO): defense response
Cellular component (GO): mitochondrion
Molecular function (GO): aconitate decarboxylase activity
Source: RefSeq, a predicted model, not a curated record
UGGGGGGGGGAGUGUGUAUGGCCUUUGUCUGUACAGAGUAUAAAAGGCAGGAUCUCACCUGGGAGACACAACAUCACCUUAAGCAUCCAACCAAUUUCAAGACUCCAGACUUCGGCAUCGCAAUAAGUCUUACUUGAGAACACGGAGGACAAAGUGAAAAGGGAGGAGAAACUGACUGAAGCCAAAACAGACAGAAAAAAAUAAUCACACUUAAAACAUCAACAAUAGAUACUGCAGAUCAACAUGCUCUCUAAAGUAAAGAGAACCAUCAGGCCAGUGUACUCUAUGAGAGGACUCCACAAGUCAGCCCUGGACGUGAUGGAGCACUCAGCCCCAGAGGAAACAGUGACAGCCAGCUUUGGGAGAUUCAUCCAGGGAGUGCAGAACCAUCAACUUUCCUCCACCCUCCUCCAUCGCAGUAAAAGGAUGGUGCUGGACAGUAUCGGAGUGGGAAUCCUGGGAAGCACAACUGACGUGUUCCAGUUGGCCCUUAAACACUGCCAGCACAUGUACGCCCCUGAUAAUGUCAGCUCUGUGUACGGACGCAGGGGCACCAGACUUUCACCCACAUUAGCAGCUUUUGUCAAUGGAGUGGCAGCUCACUCUAUGGACUUUGACGACACCUGGCAUCCUGCCACCCACCCCUCAGGUGCUGUACUUCCUGCUCUGAUGGCAAUCAGCGACAUGCUCCCCAAAGGCAGCAAGCCUAGUGGACUGGAUUUCCUGGUGGCCUUUAACAUAGGGAUUGAGAUUCAGGGACGCUUGAUGAGGUUCUCCCGCGAGGCACAUAACAUCCCUAAGAGGUUUCAUCCCCCCAGUGUGGUGGGCACCAUGGGCAGUGCUGCUGCCUGUGCCCGCCUUCUGGCUCUGGAGCGCACACAGUGUAGCCACGCUCUUGCCAUUGCCGCAUCUCUGUCAGGCGCUCCAAUGGCUAAUGCUGCCACCCAGUCCAAACCAUUCCACAUCGGCAACGCUGCACGGCUGGGCCUGGAGGCUGCCCUCUUGGCCUCCAGGGGCCUUGAGGCCAGUCCGCAAGUCCUAGAUGCCAUCCCUGGAGUUGCUGGCUUUAGCGCCUUCUAUGAAGACUAUGUCCCCCAACCUUUAAUCUCCCCAGAGGAGGAAGAAUAUCACAGCUUCUUGCUGGAGGAACAGGAUAUAGCGUUCAAACGUUUCCCUGCCCACCUUGGGAUGCACUGGGUUGCCGAUGCUGCGGCCUCGGUCCACAAAAUGCUCAUGGGCGUGGGAUCAGGCCCUAUGGCCCCUGGCAUGGUUCAAGACAUCUUACUCAAGGUCCCCCGCUCCAAAUACAUAAACAGGCCCUUCCCAGAAUCUGAGCACCAGGCACGUCACUCCUUCCAGUUUAAUGCCUGUAGCGCCCUGCUAGAUGGGGAGGUGACUGUACAAUCCUUCUCACCUUCUGCUCUCCACCGCCCGGAACUGAGCGACCUUCUAGGCAGAGUCCGCGUAGAGCAUCCCCACGAUAACCCUGCCAACUUUGAUCUUAUGUAUGCUGAGGUCCAGGUAACCCUAGUGGGAGGGGAUGUGCUGAAGGGGCGGUGUGACACCUUUUAUGGUCACUGGCGCAAUCCACUGACGAAUGAGAGCCUGAAAAGAAAGUUCCGGAACAACGCAGGGGCGGUGCUUUCUGAAGAGGAGGUGGAGCAUCUCAUUGAAACAGUGGAUGAUCUGGAGAGGCUGGGGGACUGCACUCCUCUACUCUGUCAUAUGCUGUAAGACUGGCCUAGGGCUAGAGUUAGGGCUAAUGCCAGUGCCAGGGUUAUAGGGGAAAAACACAGCUACAGUGGUAGAGCAUUUGACUGGCAUAUCAAAAGGUUGGAGGUUGGAGGAGCAUCUGCUACAUGAAUACUUAAAUUACAUUAAAGAGUGCUACAGAGCUUGGUGAUGGUUGUGGUACAGCAUAUGUAUCCGUCCACCUCUUUUUAAGCUUACUAGGGGAACUUUCCUUAUCGCAUAUUAAACGUCAGAUUUCAUGUACAAUAAACUGUAGCAUUAUACUGUAUAUAUACUAUAUAUAACAAUAUUUUAGUUUUUUAUGACUGCAGGCAUACUCCAUAUGUGAGUGGUGGGAAAUCUGGAACAUUAAUAUGACUUUGAUAUCUAUGUUUGG